Messenger RNA from Hermetia illucens (black soldier fly), 1446 nucleotides. RefSeq lists its product as uncharacterized. Lineage: Eukaryota; Metazoa; Arthropoda; Insecta; Diptera; Stratiomyidae. The record is from RefSeq and is a predicted model, not a curated record. The coding region runs from base 1 to 1446 and encodes 481 amino acids. The transcript has 2 exons.
AUGGCCGUCAAGCCUCAAGCGGUUUUUAAUAGUUUGCUCAAAUUUAAAAAAAGCAUGGCUGCACUCGGUGAAGACAUCAAAUUUCUCAAACUAUGCUUGAAGUAUGGUGUCACGCCUAAGUCCCAUGUGGUUAGUAUUAAGUCAGGUUUAAGUUUACCCUCUAAUCUUACUAAAUCAAUAGAAGAAACCUUAAUUAGGACUAGUGUUAAAAAGCUUCAUGCAAAAUUAGCCUCUACCACACUGAAGGCAUAUAAUGCGCACUUGCAAUUAGCAGCAACAGAAAACUGUGCGGAAUCUACUUUCUUCAAAAUUCAGCGGGGUUACGAAUGUGAAAAGGAACGCAAGCGGACUUUGCUAAGGAAAAAGCUCAGCCUAUUGAUAAAAAACUCCCCGCACACUAGUCAUGAAAAACCAACGGUAAGUACUAUUCCUAAUCAAGUUAUUAACAAAUCCUCUACUAGUUUCAACAAGGAUGAAAUGGAUCUCCUAAACAAGGGUUGGAACUACGCGGUAAAAACCGACCUGCCAGUUGAGCACACUGUAGUAGAUGUAGAAGGAACUAUAAAAUUCAUGGGCAAUAAAGCAAAGGAGGAUAUCCGGCAUGAAAUGUCAAAAGCCAUGGCUCACCAGAACAGGAUUGGGAAGUCUGCUAACCAGCGUGAAAUCAAGAUCGUACGAGAACUGAAGAAGAAGCCGGUAUAUUACUUAAAAGCGGAUAAGGGCAACAUGAUCGUAAUUAUGGACAAGCAACAUUACGAUAACCUUGUUAUGGAAAAGUUGACUGGUGGAAACUAUUUCGAACUAAGGAAUGACCCGCUACCAGGCUCUAUAAAAAGAGUAGAGAAGGCCCUCAAAGAAUGCUCUCUAGUGGUUGGUAAUCCCACCAGGCUGCGGAUGCCAAACCCCUCGUUACCUAAAAUUAGAUGCCAACCAAAAAUUCAUAAACCAGGCAAUGAGAUGAGGGAGAUCAUUGCAGAUUCAAACUCUCCUACGUACAACAUCGCUAAAUGGUUGGUCGAUGAAUGCCAAAAAUUGGGAUCCAUUAACGGAAACCAAUCCGUAAAAAACUCGAAAGAAUUGGUUGAUAGAUUGAGUGCAGUGGGGGCUUUGGCGGAUAAUGAACGACUAGUGUCAUUUGACGUCAAAGCUCUAUUCCCAAGCACGCAUGAAAAAGAAGCCAUAACAAAAUUUGAAGAGUGGCUACUACGGUUUGGCUCGACCCCAGAAUGGAGGAAAAAGGCUAAACAAUAUGCGAGGUUGGCUUCCCUCUGCAUGACUGAGAACUAUUUCACAUUCAGGGUCAAUAAAAUUAGAGAAAACCAGGCCAAAUUCAAUAAGGAGGACGAAUCUGUUUCCUUUGAGGACAAAAUAGAGUUAAAGGAGGGUGAGGUUACAUGUCCUGUAACAUGCGUCACUCCACUUUACACAAAGACCACAUGCCCAUAA